Messenger RNA from Ustilago hordei, 1740 nucleotides. RefSeq lists its product as uncharacterized. Gene Ontology annotation, cellular component: endoplasmic reticulum membrane; plasma membrane. The record is from RefSeq and is a predicted model, not a curated record. Gene Ontology annotation, biological process: (1->6)-beta-D-glucan biosynthetic process; fungal-type cell wall organization. NCBI's taxonomy places the organism in Eukaryota, Fungi, Basidiomycota, Ustilaginomycetes, Ustilaginales, Ustilaginaceae. Gene Ontology annotation, molecular function: glucosidase activity. The coding region runs from base 1 to 1740 and encodes 579 amino acids. The transcript has 2 exons.
AUGGCCAACAGGUCAGCAGCAGCCUAUCACAGGGCCGACAACCCGCCCAGCAUGACCUCGUCACAGCCAUCCGUGCAGACCGACUCAGGCAGCAGCUCUUCCUCACAAAAGUAUUAUACCAUGUCCCGUCAACAAGGUGGCUACUCACAAGCACCAGGAUACGGCAACGCGAGAACAACUCCAGCAGCACCUCUUCUCGCUGAUGAUGACGACGAAGAGGACUACCUCUACUCUGACAAAGGCCUUGACAAGCACUCGGGCUCAUGUAUCAGCACCCGAGGUCUUCUCAACGCCUUCACCCUUAUCCUGCUCACCAUGGGUCUUCUGGCACUCUUCUUGGGUUACCCAUUAGUAGUCGUCCUCAGCAAAGUGUUCGACACCAUCGACAUUAACCCUCAGAGUGCCCAGCGUCUCACAGCAUUAACACAGCGUGGUUUGAUCGAUCCCGACACUCCAGAGUCCGCUAUGCGCCGCACUUCACCCGUCGAUGGCACCGCCUGGCACCUUGUCUUCUCCGAUGAGUUCGAGAAGGAGGGUCGUUCCUUCUGGCCAGGAGAUGACCCCUACUGGGAAGCCGUCGAUCUCUGGUACUGGGGUACCGGCGAUUAUGAGUGGUACUCGCCCGAGGCUGUCAACACUACCGGUGGUGCUCUUGUCAUUGCAGUCGAGGAGCGUGAGACCAACAACAAGAACUUCCGCUCUGGUAUGGUUCAGAGUUGGAACAAGGUUUGCUUCCAAGGCGCCUACUACGAAAUCUCCGCCCGUCUUCCCGGCUCCCAUACUGCCCCAGGUUUGUGGCCCGGUAUGUGGACACAAGGUAACCUUGGUCGCCCAGGAUACGGUGCCACCAACGAAGGCAUGUGGCCUUACUCUUAUAAUGCCUGUGACACAGGUGCGCUGCCCAACCAGACUUGGGUCAACGGUACCGGUCCUCCCAAGGCCCUCGACGCACAGGGCCUCUUCUCUCAAGGCUACAACUACGAGCUCUCUUGGCUUCCCGGUAUGCGUUUCACCUCGUGCAACUGCCCCGGUACCGAGCACCCUGGUCCUAACCGUAAUGUCGCCCGUUCCGCGCCCGAGUUGGAUAUUCUCGAAGCCAAGAUCAACGUUGCCGGCGGACAUGGUGAAACUUCGCAAUCUCUGCAAAUGGCACCAUUCGACGUCGACUACUACUACGGAAACAGCUCGGCAGAUGGUGACGUCCGCAUUUGGGAUGCCAACACACAGCUUAACGACUACAAGGGUGGUGCUAUCCAGGAAGCCGUUUCUGCUCUCAGUCAAGUUCCCGACAUCGCGUACGAACACACCGUCGGCGGACGAUACGUCACCUUCGGUGUCGAGUAUGCUCCCGACUGGAACGAGAACGGCGAUGCUUAUGUCACUUGGUACAUGGACGGUCAACCCACCUGGACGCUGUACGGACAAGCGAUUGGACCAGUUCCCGAGCUUGACGUCAGCCAGCGUCUCGUUCCUACCGAGCCAAUGUUCCUCAUUUUGAACGUUGCCAUCUCGGAAUCUUUCCAGGUUCCUGAUUGGACUCUUCUCGAAUUCCCAGCACACAUGUACGUCGACUACGUUCGAGUAUACCAGCGCGACGAUCAGCCAGACCGCGUUGGUUGCGAUCCUCCCAACCGACCUACCUACGAGUACAUCGAAAACAACAAGGAAUUUUACUACAACCGCAACAUUACUGAGUUUCCCAAGUCAAAGAUCCCAAGGAACCGUCUCCAGGGCUGCUAA